AUGGGGGCCCGCGGGUCGCCGCUGCUGGUGGUGCUGCUGGGCGCCGCGUGGCCGCUGCUGCGGGCGACGGAGCCGGCGGACCCCGUGAGCGCCGAGCGGAGCCUGGCGUGGGGCCCCGGGCUGGACGCGGGGCUCACCCUGCCCGUGCGGUACUUCUACAUCCAGGCGGUCAGCGCGGCCGGACACAACUUCUCCCGCUCCCCGCCAGGAAGAACACAGUUUAAAGUGGUAAUUAAAGGACUUUCUCCAAAUGAAGUCACCAGAAUUUACACCCCUCUGCCUUUGGAUAGAAAUGAUGGUACAUUUCUUAUGCGGUAUCGGAUGUAUGGAAGUGUCAUGAAAGGCUUAAAAAUUGAGAUACUUUAUGGUGAUCAGCAUGUAGCUCAAUCUCCUUAUAUUUUGAAAGGACCAGUUUAUCAUGAAUAUUGUGACUGUCCUGAAGAAGACCCUGAGGGCUGGCAGAACAUUAUGUCUUGUCCAUCCCAAGAACCUCAGAUUACAAAAGACUUCAUUUCUUUUCCCACCAUUGACCUUCAGCGAAUGCUUAAGGAAAUCCCAGCAAAAUUCAGUCAAACAAGAGGUGCUAUUGUUCAUUACACUAUUCUAGAUAAUCACAUCUACCGUCGCUCUUUAGGGAAGUAUACAGACUUCAAAAUGUUCUCCGAUGAAAUGUUCCUGUCACUGGCAAGAAAGGUUCGUCUUCCUGAUGUGGAGUUUUAUCUUAAUGUUGGAGACUGGCCAGUUGAGUAUCGGAAAGCUAAUGAUACACCUGGUCCUAUACCUGUCAUUUCAUGGUGUGGCUCUGUGGAUUCAAGAGAUAUAGUCCUUCCAACGUAUGAUGUAACCCACUCAACUCUUGAAACCCUACGUGGAGUCACAAACGAUCUCCUUUCCAUUCAAGGCAAUACAGGUCCAUUCUGGGAGAACAAAACUGAGCGAGCUUUAUUUAGAGGUCGAGACAGCCGGGAAGAACGUCUCCAUCUUGUCAAGUUAUCCAAGGAAAAUCCAGAACUACUAGAUGCUGGAAUAACAGGAUAUUUCUUCUUCAGAGAAAAAGAAAAUGAUCUGGGAAAGGUUCAGCUGAUGGGCUUCUUUGACUUCUUUAAGUACAAAUAUCAAGUGAAUGUAGAUGGCACUGUAGCAGCUUACAGGUUUCCAUACCUCUUGCUGGGUGAUAGUCUAAUAUUGAAGCAAGAUUCCCAAUACUAUGAACACUUUUAUAGUGGAUUAAAACCUUGGAAACAUUAUGUUCCAGUUAAAAGAAACUUAGAGGACUUGCUAGAGAAAAUAAAAUGGGCUAAGGAAAAUGAUGAAGAAGCAAGAAAAAUUGCUAAAGAAGGACAGUUAAUGGCAAGAGAAUUACUUCAGCCUCACAGGUUUUACUGCUACUAUUAUAAAGUGCUCCAGGAAUAUGCCAAACGUCAAGCCAGCAAACCUGAAAUACGGGAUGGAAUGGAACUUGUACCUCAGCCUGAUGACAGAGACUCAGUAUGCAGUUGCCACAGGAAAAAGCCUUUAAGGGAAGAUCUAUAACUGUACUGGAUGGAGAAAAUCACCCACUUAAAAUGCAAGAAUAAGAAUUAAGCUGUGAAAUCUAAGACACUUAUGCACUAGCAAACAUUCUUAGUUAUGUAUUCUUCUUGUAUUUUCAUACCCUUUUUCACACUCGCUCUGAUCUACAACGUUGGUUCCCACAAGUUUGGCUCCAUGACCACCACCAAACAGAUACUGAGCCUGUAAUGGGGAGCAUCUAGGGAAUUUGUUUGAUGUACUGCAUCAUCAGGAAGAACACAGUGCAACUUGUGUUCCAGCAGGGAACUAUUUACCAAAGUUUUGUGAGGAACCUAUCACCACAGAAGAUCUUGUCAUGAGUUAUUCUAAAGGAGCAUUUGUAACAUACUAAAACAGUGUUAUGAUUUCUUCAUAAAGUUUACCUCAAUUUUAGAUGGAUUCUUUUACACAAAACAAUUUUCUAACUAGACAAAAGGAAUAUUUGAUAUUUACAGGUAUCAGAUCUGGUCUUGCUUUGAGAUUAUUUUGUGGUCUAUGACAGGUAACAGAAUAGACAACAUGAUAUAAUACUCAUCAAUUUUAGAGGAAAAUGGAGAGGAGGGGGAGAGACUAGAAUAAUAUGUUUAUAAGCGUCAUGGCUGUGAAUCACCAGAAUUAAAUGCUACUUUAAAGCAGACUGUGUAACUAUCACAAUCACAAUGUUUCUAGUGCCAACUCUGAAGACUUGUUCCCUGCCAGUGACUGUAUCUGUGAAUAUAGACACAGAUCCACAAAAGUACUUGGGAAUUUCAGGCCAGGCGAAGUACUGGUGUCUUAGUUCAACAAUACCAUCUACAGUAUUCUAGACUACUUGAAAUCUGAAAUUUGUUAGCAGAGUUUUAGACUACCUAGGUUUAACUUUUGUGUAGAGCUAUGGAAUGCCACCAUCUUUUUCACUUGGCUUCAGGACUACUUCUUCCUGUGCCUAAGUCCCCUGGGGCAUCUUACUGAUUUUCUGAAUUUGGAUCAUGCCUAACCUUAUACUGAAAUCAGAGAGUAGAUCAGACUUCAUUGUUUGGUUCACACAUAUGAUGAAAAACCCUAUGCUGCGCUUUCUAUGUAAUAGUGUAGGGGUUAGAGUCCACAUUAAGCAAUUGGGAAGCUAAUUGUCCUCCUUGGUUUGAUUUAAGUCAAAUUUUCAAGAGAAUGCCUUAGCUCCAGACUAGACAAGAGGUCUUCAGGUCUUCCACUUAAGUUGUGCAGCCAUGAAACUCACAAUGCAAAAUUCACAGGGUCAGAAGGAGCUGGAAAUACCAUUGCAAUAAAGUGUGCCUUUGGGUGGGACAGAAUUAAAAUCCUAGUCCUGGAUGUGGCUCCAAAUACGUCUGUUGAUUUUUACCCAAGUUUGUCUACUUCAAAAUGCAUAAACAGUCCUGGAAGGAGACACCGAUACCAAGACCAGCGCCCACGCACCCAUUUCUGUCCUUUGCAUUUUCACUGUGGCUAAUGUAGCUGCCUGAGGAGCUUCCAACUCAGCUACACUCAGAUUAUACCUUUCCUGGAUACCAAAUUCUCCCUACCAUUGCUUUGGUGCACAAAGUUUAGUGCUCUAAACCUCAUGCUGGCUUAAUUCAUAGUUCUUCACUGCAAGUUACUCGUGUAAAAUUUCUGCAUUAGAACAGGAAGAAAGGCUAGAUUUUUCUGUAUGCUAAAUAUGAAAAGAACUUCGGGUUUCUAAAGAGGUUAACCCAUCCAUCAUUUAUUACAUUAUGCCAGUUAAGAAAAAAUUCUGUAGUGUGUUGCUCUACCCAUAAUCCUCUUUGUUUUGGUUGUAACACUAAUAUAUAUAGUGGUUGUAUUUUUAUUUAGCAUGACAAUCAGUCCUAGACCUUCAGACUAUAAAGAUGUGUUCAACUGGUCUGACAUAAAAUUUUCUACAUCAAAAUUAUGGAAGAGGGUUCCAUUGCUGAAGCUGACACAACUGAGUAUGGGCUUUUCUUUCCUUUUAUGUGUACAGUAAUUUUUACUGUAUGGUAUGAUCCUAUUUUUGAUAUCGAUUAUACCAUGUGCAUUUUAUAUUCGCCGAUAUUUUUGGAAGUGGUGUGCUCAGCAAAGACAAUUAAGCAUACCAGAUGGUUGAAGCAACAAAGUUUUCUGCAUAUUUCAAACCAAAAGUCCAAAAAUUAUCCAUUUUUAUUUUUAAAAAUGGGAGCGAACAGGGGGAGUCAUGAUGCAUACUUUCUAGUUCUUUGGAAGUAUCUGUGUAGGAAAACUUCCCUGGCUUGAAGUCUUUCAAACCAAAAGAAGAAUCAGAUUAAAUGUAAAUUAUGAAUAUAAAUAAAUGUGAAAUUUCAUCCCUCCUUUCUUCCCUCAUAAAAAAGAGGAAAGAAACUAUUCUAAAUUCUUCUCUACCAAAAAGCUCUUUGCUUUUAUAAUAAGCAUCCCCUCAAAGCAAAAGCUGUUUUGUCACAGAAUGCCUUACAGUUGCUUUUAUAGCUUACAGGCAAGAAAUAUCCUGAAAAAUAUGAAUACGUUCAUCUGACAAAAUUAAAAAAACAGUGUAGACAUAGUGGAACUUUUACUAAAAGUCCAUAGUACUUUGAGAAAAUUUGGUUCAAUUUAUAACUAUAGAUCUUCCAAAGAUAAAAGCCUUUCUUCUUUCCAUUGGUGGUACUACAUGCAAUUUAAAUGAAGAGCAAUCAUAACAAUUGCCCCACAGGGCCAGAAAGGAUGUCAGACCUAUCUGAGUUUGAUGACAGGAUGAUAACCAUUGGCCUAGAGUGUUACAGGAAUUGUUAAAUACUCAGUAAAACCUGUUUGUGCAAGUAAAGUGUAAUACAUACAUUAAAUAGUAUUUUUAGAGUAGAGUCUACUAAAGUAGUUCUAGAACAGCAGCUGUUCAAAGGUAUAAAAAUCUCUUGUUGGUGGUAAUUUUAAAAAACAGUUACCGGGCCACAGUACUGAAUUUUCCUAUAGUAAUUUCAGCUUUUAAAUACAGGGAGUAAAUCUGUCCUGUUUUCAUCAAGAGUUUAUCAGUAAUGACAGAGACAGGUUUAUUUGUUUGAAAUAGUAUUCCCUAAAGCCCAGGGCCAAUGUUUUCAAACGUUGGAAUCUACAUAGAAGGGGUUGGACAGUUGGUCAUGCAGAACUCUUUGCUUAGAGUUCUUUAUUUUUAGAUUCUUUUAACCUAAACAGUAGUUUCCUACUGUGAACACUGCUUUUAUGUUACAUCAUAUAUGUCCUAAUAUAUUUAGGCACCCGCAUUUGGAAAUAUCCAACCUCAGUUUCAUCUUGAAAUGAGAACUAGUAAAUCAUGAUCUGUUGAACAUAAAGGAGAUAAAAAUUCAUAUAUUUUUAGACUGUAUUUCUUGAGAUUUACCUCAAGAUAACCAGUAUACUAGUUUCAUAACAGUAUUAUGCCAGGCCCGCCUUGUAGAUUCAUAAUUAAAAAAACCCUAUAAUCAAAGCUUGUCUGAUGGAAUGUUAGAUUCAAGCGUCCAUCCUGGGAAGCAUACGCCCGACAUUUAUUACAUUAUAAAGUAAAUUAUUUAGUUAGGGAGGAGAGCUGACGGGGAAAACAUACAUCACCUGUUUGAGCACGUUUGAGAAGCUUGCAAAGAAACUGUAAUAAGGAAAAGAAUCAUUAUAUAAACUUAUGAUAUCAACUCCUUUACUACUGCAGUAACUCCUUUACUACUUUUCAAAAGUUUUGUCUGUAAGGGCAAGAUUUUUUAUGAAUAUACUAUUGUUUAGGUUCACAGGAUUUAACCACCAGAAUCUUCUUGCCUCUGAAAAUUUUUACAGCAUUUUAAAGAGGCUAUAGGAGUACUGAUGCUUGAGUUUCGAGUACAGUGCUUAUGUUUUGAGUUGUUAAUAAGAAAAUCUCUACUGCAGAGAGCUGUGGCCCUAAUUUUGUGUUUUGCUGUAAGAUUAAGGGGAAAAUGGCUACGUGCAUGUCUGUUUGAAGUAAUUUUAGACAUCUGUAGGAAUUACCUUUAUCGAGUCCCGUCAUGUGAGCAGUGAUAAACCACAAGUGUAUUAGCAGGAAUGUGGCCAGCAGAUCAGGGCAGAUGUUUCUUCACUUCUGUUUGGUAGUUGUGAGACUGCAACUGGAGUACUGUAUUCAAUUUUGGACUCCUCUGUACAAGAAAUACGUUGAUGGUCCAUGUUGACCAUGGACCACCGAGGUGAUAAAGGGGUUGGGACACAUGGUGUAUGAGGAGAAGCUCAGUGAGCAGCGUUAGGUCAACCUUAAAAAGAGAAGGUAAAGGAAAGAUUACCCUGCUGAACUCCAGAGGGAGGGUGUAGAAAAGAUGAAGCCAGACUUCUCAGAGGUACACAGCAGAAAGCCUACAAACCACAGGCACAAGCUGCAACGUGGCAAAUUCCAGUAAGAUAAGAGAAAAAAAAUCUUACACUGAUAUCCCCAAGGAGAUGAAGCUUGGCUACAUGACCUCCAGAUUCUCAUUAUUCUAUGAACUACAUUUCAGUCAUACAACAAGCAUUUAUGUAGUCACAUAGCAAAAGGAUGAAAACAUGCAGCUCUUCAGUGUCUCCAAGAGGCAGUGUAGCCUUUCUGUGCUGACACUUUUGACUCUGUUGAUGUUUAUGUCUCCUCUGAUAAUAUUGAGAAAGUUUUGCAAAUAUUUGAAUGUUGGAUUAUAAAGCUGUGAAAUUAUAUAUUAAUAUUAUACAUUAUUAUUAUAUAUUACCACAAUAUAUCAUAGUCGUGCAAUACACAGAAGAUCUGACAGAAAUAGAAUGCAUUAAUUUGGCAUUAUAUGCCUGGAUUGAAAGUGCAAGAUCUGCUUGUUCAAGAAGUUGAAUAUACACUUUACAGGAAUGAGACAAUUACAAAAUGUUUUGAGUACAGUUACGAACCAUCAAAGUUAUUAAUUUAAAGCAGUCAGUAGGAAUAUUAAUGUACUUUAUAAGUUAUACAUAAAUAUCAGCAUGCUCUGUAGGCCACUGGUGAGUGAUCAUGACAUAUUCCUAUCCCACUCCCAACUCUAAAAAAAAUCAGUCAGGAUCUGUAGAGUAAGGUUUUAUUUGCUAAAAUAUAAGAUACAGAAGAAUCAAAAAAAAUCAUACCUCUGACAUAACCACUCAAGCAAAAUCCUACAGAGAGGAGAUUUAAUUCAUUCUGGCAAGUGUCCUUAAGAUAGUUUACUUACGCUGUUUGGCAAGAUGAGUUAUUUUAAAAAUGUCAGGAAUGUAUGUUGCUGAUAGAAGCUGCACUUCUGCCAAUAAAUUGUGCUUUCUACUGCCUUAUGAACAAAGGUACUUUAAUGUGGACUAACCCCUGCUGACAAACUCUGUCUUUUCACUCUACAACCAUUCCAUAGUAUUUAGACUUUGGUAUUUCCUCUAUUUCCUGAAAGAUUCACUUGUGUUUGUAAGGUAGUCAACCAUCUCACUGAUCCCAAACUUCCUGCAACUGAAAGUGAAAAGUAGAUGUAAAUUUUAAAUACCUGAUUUGUACUAAAUUAACUUUUGACUCUUUAAAAACCCCAAACAUUUAAAGGUGGUACAGAUCACUUAGAUUAUGACUUCAUAAUAAUCAUAAAUAUUUGGCAAAACUUAAAUGCAAGUACUACAUACUUAAGGUGCAGAAUAAUUCUGAGUAUUUCUUGUGGAAUGGUUUCCAAAUUUUGAUUAGCUGCAGGAAAGCAAGUUUUCUGUGACAAAAUGUUGUCUCAAAUCAAAAUAUUCCCAAGGAUCUAGAAAAACUGUGACUUUUUCCUGACUAUUAAUAAUGCUAUAUGUAUAGUGAAUGAAUACUAUGGCUAUUGCUAUUUACUCUUUUGCAAGAUAAUAUGAUAUAUUUCCCUCAUUACAGUUCCAUUCCAGUCACAGAAACACACACUAGCAAUGGGAUCUUUUAUUUCAAGUUGAGAGACACAGGAAAAUUGGCUUUUCCCUGUAAAACGUGAGCCAAUCAACUCAAAACCAGGCGAUCUGUGCACUGUAAGAUGCCAGUUGGAAUGAGGUCUCCUCUAGGGACAGGUACCAUCAUAUGGUUGUUUAUGAACCAAAUGAAAUCUUCAGGAAGUCCUUCAUGAACACACAGCUCUGAAUCCCAUUCACUAGGAAAUUCAAGUAUUUACUUGAAUCUGAUGAUUGAACUACCUCCAUAUGCAGUAGGUGUUUCCUCCAUUCCAGUCCCAAGUCAGUAUUACUCCAAAGACAAACAGUUCUUCUGCUUAUAAAUUAUCACCUUCAACCUUCUCAAGCACCUAUGGUCCACUAUCAAAUGUGUUUGUUAUAUUAAUUUAAUAUUAAGUUACACCCUGCUUUGAUGGCAUGCAGUAAUGUGUAAUAGUUGUCUAACUGGAUCUGUUAAGUAGGUUACUAGAUGCAGUUGUCAUCAGUUCCUUGGUGGAUUAUCUUGUUAAGGAGGCCAUUAAAAAUCACUUUUGAUGGGGAAUACAAAUUAUAUUUACAUAGAAAGGCCAAACUCUGGUCCCAUUAGAGUAAAUGGCAUUGGAUUUUUUGCUGAGUUCAUUCAAAUUUGUAGCAAAAAAUAAGGUCUUGAAGAUUACCUGGUCCAAUGAAAAAAAAUAAGGGAAAAGCACCUACUAUUCAUAGGCAAAUGAAAAAUUGGCUUGAAUAUCUUUGGGUUUAAGGCACAGUACAUUUAAGGCUAGCUAAGCAGUUUCCUAUUUCUAGGAACCUGAUAUCUUAACAAUUUGUCCCCCAAAUCAAUUCUCUUGAAUGCCUUCAUCAUUGGUCAAGACUAGCUAAAAACCUAAAGCAAGUAAGAAAUUAUGCAAAACUGGAAGAGUUAUGGAGAAGAAAUGUUUAUUUCUUACCAGUUCGCUCUAUUUCUUGUGGUUACACUAUCAAGCACAAUUUUAACAACUUAUGCCCAGAUAUGAAGAGUCUAAUAAAUGUGGCUGACAAACUGUGAUUUUCAGGGCAACAGAAGCAACAUCAACUCCCACUGAACUCAUAAAAUUGGCCCUUGAAAAUUACAUCAUAUCAAAUUGUAGUCUCCUAAUUGCUUCUGGUUUGUUCCAAAGGAAUUCUCAGUUCUAUUGAAAAAGAGAAAACUGAUAAUGAUACUAAUAAUGAUACUGUUAAUGAUACUGGUCACUUAUGUAACCCAGUGCAAUAAGUAAGAAUAAAUCCAGACAUUUUCUGUGUCUUCUUGCUUGAAA
Molecule: messenger RNA, 8651 nt
Organism: Pipra filicauda (Wire-tailed manakin)
Lineage: Eukaryota; Metazoa; Chordata; Aves; Passeriformes; Pipridae
Gene: POGLUT3
Product: protein O-glucosyltransferase 3
Exons: 8
Coding region: 1-1533 (510 amino acids)
Cellular component (GO): endomembrane system
Molecular function (GO): glucosyltransferase activity; protein binding
Source: RefSeq, a predicted model, not a curated record